GCCACAUAUAUGCGUUUUACUCCGCCGUCCAUUUGAUAACAUGCCACAUCUUACACCCUACAUAAUCCAUCUCUGCCUCUUUGACCUAGGCAGUACGUAGGCUCUGUGCAUUACUAUAUCUAUACAAGUGAUAUUCCAGUAUAAUCAUUGCGCAUAGCUACAGCCUUUCAACUCAAUUAAAACUCCAUUACACACGUAGACCUUAGUAUCAUAACCAAGCAUACCUAACACCUGAUACUUUCUUCUCCAUCUUUAAUUCUAUGAUACGAAACUCAAGACAAUCAAUUAUAUGAAAUAGCAUUAUUACUUUCUUUCUUUGUUUCCCGUCAUCAAUAUGUUCCGUUGGCACCGUCCAACAUGUCGAAGGCCUGAUAUAUACUUGGUUGACGACGUGCUUUUCUGCUCAAGCUGUGACUCGGCAGUAGAGUUAUCAACUUUCCAAAUACCCUGUCUUUCAACUUCAUCUAGUUGUCAAAGAAAUUCUCCAGAGUCUCUAGACCUCCGGUGGCCAUUGUCGGUUCAAUAUUCCACUGACGGGGAAAGGGGUAGCAAUGGCCCGGAAUGCAAAGUCUCGGCAAAAUAUUUAAGAACACGCCAUACCGGUAUACCAAAGUCAAGUCAUUUAUGGCUUGGAGAGAAUAGGUUCGCUAUUAGGUUCCGUUCCGAUGGGAAUUUAUAUCCCUCUUUAGCUCAAAAAUACGACAUUCGACUUCUCAGGCUUUCUACUUCGUUCUCGAAUGAUUAUCUCCACGGCGACUUAGAUGUUGCCGAUUUAACCAAUACUCACUCCUUUGAAGCACUGUCAUAUUGUUGGGCAGGAGAAACCAACAACAACGACAAAUCAAAGUCAAUAUUCAUAGGAGCAUUCUGGGACAUAAUUCCCAUCACUAGGAAUUGCGAUUCAGCCUUACGACUUCUACUUUCUAAGGGCCAUUUAAAUAUUUGGGUUGACUCUAUUUGUAUCGACCAGGAAGACCCUUACGAACGGUCGCAUCAAGUCUCUAUAAUGCGUGAUAUUUACUCCAAAGCUUCGCAAGUCCUUGUGUAUAUAGGACCUACUGCAGACGACAGCAACGAUGCAAUGUAUGCGUUAAAUAUGCUUUCUGGAGCAGCAGAACCCGAUCUAAGCAGUUCUCAGAAACUAGGUCUCGAGCGCCUUUUCAAAAGACGGUACUUCUCCCGCGUCUGGGUCAUCCAAGAGAUUAUUAUGGCUAGAAAGGUUACUCUCUACUGCGGGGAUAAAAGCAUUUCUUGGACCUCAUUUAGCGACCUAAAAGUACCCUACCGCUACACUCACAACGUACCUUGGCUUUUAGAAUAUGGUCAAGGAAAUAACAACAGAACGAGUGAGCUGGAUGGUCUUUUGCAGCUAUUAGAUGCCACUUCAAGCUGCCAAGCUUCUGACCCUAGAGAUAAUGUUUUCGCCGUGCUUGGCCUCCUACGCAAUAGUAUCUUCGAGGGGUUAGCUCCAGACUACCUCUUAUCAAAAGAAGAGGUUUACAUUGGUAUUGCAUCAUAUCUUAUUCUCCGCCACGGUAAGACCGAGAUCUUGUUAUAUCCUAAGGGCCAUUCACCGAACUCGCUUCCUACAUGGGUUCCAGACUGGUCUAUUUACCGUCCAGUCAAGAUACCGUUAGAAGACUGUGAGAAUAAUACGAUCUACGGCGUAUCUGUAUCCGACGUUGCUACUAGAGUGGAACAGUCUGCGAUAUCAGAUCAGGACGAGCCUAAUAUUCGCAAUGAAGGCGACGAAGAUAGUUUCAAACUGGAAUAUUCUCAUAGUCUCUCUAGGAAGGGAAACUCAACUCAAAACAUCGUAUGGCUCGUCGGCAGCCAAACUACUUGGACGCUGUUUACGACUAGUCCUGAGAAAUCACUUCGUAUUCGACACUUCUCAAAAUCAUUGACGGAAUGCGAUAUUGAAAGGAUACCCAGCGCUUUAUCACGUGUCAAUGCGCAUACAGGAGCCUUAAGCAUACAAAGCUACGUUGUCACAAGUCUCGAGUCAUUCUACCAAAUCAAUCACUACGACUUUAUUCAAAAGAUUUCCUUCCCAGGUCUCGAGUGCGACUUCGAGUGGUUAAUCAGAACAGAAAUCCCCGCGACUGCCGGAGUUGACGUAGUGAUGUAUGUCCCGGGUUGCAGUUCAUAUCUACACCUACGAAGAAACUCAACUGGCGACGAUUAUAGUCUGAUCGGUACGUGUCGAGUGGGCUUUCGUCAAAGCAUUGUAAGAACUACCCGGUUAGAUUUACCGGCGAUCCUUCACACCCUUACAUUUGCCAACGCCGUCGACAUAAAUACUUCCAGCGAGGAACGUAACAGCAACCACCUUCAUGCAUCGUAUGGGUUCGACCAGUCAUUUAUGGAAUUUCUGGUUGAUCUUGCUGAAAGUAGACUUGGAAUACAUAUAAUAUCCCACUUCAUAUAUCGAGACGCGAGUCUUAGUAACUUGCGAAUGAUAGCACCUCUUACUAGGUACUUCGAAUAUGAAAUUGGGAAAUCAGCCUUCUGGAAAACUGGUUCAGGAUGGAAGGUUACUGCAACUAGAGGCUGUAAUGUCGAAUACAUUAAACGCGUAUGUGUUAUAAUGUCAGAACAGCUUGAAUUCUGGACCCGACAUACCACCUGGAAGGCCCUUGAUGCCAUCGGGACCUGUAUGGAUUCGAUGAACAAGUUGAGCCAAAUGUGGUCUGACUGGAACAAGAUCGCGAAAGUUCUCGCGGCUAUUGAAAGGGGAUCAUUGUCCAAGAAUGUGAAUGAUCACCCCGAUGUAGCAUGCUCAAUUGACUGCUACGAAUAUGCCUACGGCAUAGAAUCUCAGAUCGCUACAAGACUCGACCUUCCUAAUUCUUGCGCAUCACUCUCGUUAUUGGUAUCUACUCUAACAAGGUUGGCAAUAGAUAUAAUAUAUCAAGUGGAAUUUGAGCAGGAACUCUUUAGCUGCUAUGUUCCCGGGAUAGAUUUCGAGGGCGAAGAUGGGGAGCUAAGUUUAGCCGAGCGCGUUCAAUUAGGGAGGUUAUACACUCAUUUCAUAAGGAGCUCGGCUGAAACGUCGAAACGUUCCCUUCACGACCCUCUAAUAACUCUAGGGACAGAAACCUUCUACAACAUGGUCAAAUCUAGGAUUGCUAUUCUCGAAUGGAUGAAACCUAGCUGGGAGUCGUUUCAAGCGCGCCUUGUGGAAUUCCGACAAAUCUGUGUACACAUCACAGCCAUUGACGCAUUUCAAGAAGGCAUAAGCGAAUUUCAAAAUAUUGUGAUUGUGUGAACUAUUUCGACCACAUAUUUAGGAGGUUGCAGUCAAUUCAACAAUGCAGUGUAUCAUAAACUAAUUACCCCCUUUUCAAUAUUAGUGAUCCUAAUUUGGCGCAAGACAUGUGUCUUUCUAGCAAAUAGGUUAGUCAACAUAUAUCAGUAUAGAGUAAGGAAAUAUCCGUGGUAGUUUAUCUUCAUAUUUCCCACGCAAUUUGUUAACUCACUACCAAGUAACGGGAACUUGCAGUUGAUCCUGUGAAGUGAUUCUUAGUAAAGGUAAUACUAAAUUUGUUAGCGAUAGUCUUUCUGUGCCCUUUACCCCUAGGCCAAC
This is a messenger RNA of Daldinia decipiens, 3589 nucleotides long. Its product is annotated as HET-domain-containing protein. The record is from RefSeq and is a predicted model, not a curated record. Lineage: Eukaryota; Fungi; Ascomycota; Sordariomycetes; Xylariales; Hypoxylaceae. The transcript has a single exon. The coding region runs from base 335 to 3271 and encodes 978 amino acids.